Hypoxylon fragiforme is the source of this 1657-nucleotide messenger RNA. RefSeq lists its product as uncharacterized. The transcript has a single exon. Gene Ontology annotation, biological process: protein histidyl modification to diphthamide. The record is from RefSeq and is a predicted model, not a curated record. NCBI's taxonomy places the organism in Eukaryota, Fungi, Ascomycota, Sordariomycetes, Xylariales, Hypoxylaceae. Gene Ontology annotation, molecular function: metal ion binding. The coding region runs from base 214 to 1194 and encodes 326 amino acids.
CAAAAAGAAAAACCGGUUUGCUAAGUUUAGUUCCCGACAACUUACACCCAACCUAUAAGAACCUUUAGAUUUCGCUAUUCAUACUACUGGUAGUACAUCUGACUAGUGGGAGAUUCCCGAACUCAACUUGGCUUGGUCAUAAACCUACCCUGCAUCUAUAUUCCUCGAGGCUCCAGCAAAGCAAAGCACUGGCAAUAGCAAGCAGGAGUAAGCAUGCCGCCGCCUCCCAUAUCCAACACAUCGGCAGAGCCCACGCUCUACGACAUCCUCGCGCUGUCGCCCAAGCACCUGGAGGGGCAGACGGGUGCUGCUCAGCAGCAGAAGAUCGUGAAGCAGGCGUACCGCCGGGCCCUAUUGAAAUACCACCCGGACAAGGCUGGGCCCGCGGCUUCUUCUUCUACCACCCCGCCACCAUCUUCCUCUACCCCUCCCCCUCCCCCCAAUUCCACCUCAAAACCAGAGAACUCCCAAAAGAAACCCCCUUCCCCUUCUUCUUCUUCUUCUUCCUCUUCCUCUAAGCCCCAACCGCGCAUCCAAUACACCGUCGACCAAAUCCAACACGCCUACUCCAUCCUCUCGAACCCCCAGCAGCGCCGCGCCUACACGCAAACCCUCCAUUCCCCCUCCCCCUCCUCCCGCCCCCCCUUCCAACCCACAGGCCUGGAAACCGUCGACCUCGACGACGUCGCGUACGACCCUCGCAACGGGGGGGUGUACCACCGCCCCUGCCGGUGCGGCAACCCGCGCGGCUACGCCUUCACCGAGGACAACCUCGCGCAGUUCGAGGACGACGGCGUGCUCAUGGUCGAGUGUCUGGACUGUAGUCUGUGGGUCAGGGUAUUAUUUGCCGCCGCUGAUGAUGAUGAGGAGGAUGAGGAUGAGGAUGAGGAUGAUGAGUAUCAGCAGCACAGCAAUAGCAAUAACACCACUACCGCCACCUUCACAGCUACAGCUACAGCUAGCACUAGUCCCAGAGGCAUCAACAACCCCCCCGACACCCUCGGCCCACGCAACAACAACAACAACAACAUCGACAUCAUCACAGCCGGUGAGCGACGCGGCAGCGGCGCCCGCAGGGGCUUCACUUUUAACUGGACCGUGAACUGGGGGAUAUCGCUGACGGGGUCCGCGACAGUGGGGUCAGGGUCCGGCACAUCACCAUCAUCAUCAUCCGUCGCUGCCACUCGGCGGUAGAUAGAGUUAAGAAUAGAAAGCGCGAGACCACCAAAAAAAAAAAAGAGUCGAGUUCCGUCAACCGGAACCUUUGAUGAUAACUCGGCUUAAUUAAUCACACUAGGAGGGAACUUAACUUUUAACUUGAAGUAUGUGAUUUGAUUUAUAUUCAUGUCUUGUACUAAUAAUGAUUUAUGUACUGUAAACAUUGAAGAAGGGCGUACAUAUCGGAGAUAGGUAGGUACCUAGCUAGGUACCUGGGGUUUUGACAUGGCGUUGCUACUGUUCGCGAUAUGUAUUUGGGCAGCAGACUGGAUACCUAGUAUAGGAGUUGACCAGCCAGGAAGGGCUGCGACAACAUGUAAAGGGCAUCAAGAAUCGGCAUUGUAUUAUUUUCUAGUACUUACGAAUAUGACGGACUAGUCGUUAAUUAUGCCUUCAGGAAAAUCUUACGAGUGAGACGUGCAAACCAAAUAGAUCCCAU